AUGAUCACACCAGCCCCUAAUGUUCCUGCCAUCGCCAGUACUCCCACGUUCACAGACACGGAGAUCAAACCAUCCCAAACUAUCGCUGCCAACACCACUACUCCCCCCACAAUCUCAGAGACAUUAACGUUACCUCCGGUCAGUGUGAUUGCCACAGAAGUGCCGCCCGUUAAAUCCACGCCCAAACUGGCAAACAUCGAAUGGCUUACCAAGUUCCGCGGAAUCCCUGGAAUAGGUGUGAACCCAGUAGAUGCCUGGUUGAACGAAACUGGCACCACGUCUGACCCUACAUGUCGCGACACGCGAUCUCCCUCGUGUGACAAACAUUACAGAGAUCCAUUAGUUGAUAAUUGGGCUGCAAUUAGGCUUACAGAGGUGAAGAUAGUCUUUUACAAAGACGAAUUAGAGAAGCUCAUUACAUUUAGCGGCGUUGGUAGCUCUAUCUCAAACUGGUUCCACAUAAACAGAGUACUGGCUUCAUCGUGGACUACAUUGGUCGGCCGAACAUAUGGAUACUUUUCCCUUGAGGGAGAUGCCGGUAAUGGUCAACGGUUCUUCACGGCAUCACCUUACCAAGGCUGUACGAAAGACAGAAUAUUCACACUUGUUAUCACUAAACAGGUUGCCUCUUGCGCCUUUGAUCGACACUCUUCGUACCCGCAGUUUCUGUUUGUUACUGGAGAUGGCUGGGGCUACCCUGAGAACAUGACAGGGAUUGCGUUAGCAGAUUCGUUUGCUAUUUUAAUAAAGUAGGCGCAUUCCGGAUCUGUGUGGCUGGUGGUGACAUCGAUUUAUAUGUGUUCCUUUGAUAUAAUCCUGUAUAAGACACGGUGUUUAUAGAUUGUCUGUAUUACCCUAUCAAAAUGUUAAACUAUGUUCAUUAUAUUUGUGAGUAAGUCUAACUGAAUUUGCACCUAAUUUUCCGCUGUGAUUUGAAUUGUUUAAUUUAACUAAAUGUUAAAAUAACACAACCUUUUGCGUAAAUAAGGUACAAUAUGUCCUAACAAAAUUCUUGUGUAGACCACAUUUGGUAACUUAUCUUAAUCAUUAUAUGUGCGUUACUUUAUAGAUUGGUAAAUUAAUAUGUGUGCAUUUUUAACGAAUGUUUGUCGCUCUAUUUUCGUUAAGUAGUUUUUGUUUCAAGUUUGAAAAAUUUAACUCUGUUGCACAGGUCUCUUUUCUACCAUUGAGUAAUUCAAUGGUAAUUCAAUUAAAAGCGUUUAACAUCCCUUUUAUUAUCCCCGCCGAAAAAAAAUUCGGAGGGGAUAUAGUAAUUGGUCCUGUCCGUCUGUCCGUCCGGCUGAAACUUUGUCCGGAGCAUAACUCCAAAUCUAUUCAAUGGAUUUACUUUAAACUUAGAAUAUAAACAGAUGGCAACUAGGAGAAGUGCAUUAUCAUAAUCAUUAUAUGUGCGUUACUUUAUAGAUUGGUAAAUUAAUAUGUGUGCAUUUUUAACGAAUGUUUGUCGCUCUAUUUUCGUUAAGUAGUUUUUGUGUCAAGUUUGAAAUAUUUAACUCUGUUGCACAGGUCUCUUUUCUACCAUUGAGUUAUUCAAUGGUAAUUCAAUUAAAAGCGUUUAACAUCCUUUUUAUUAUCCCCGCCGAAAAAAUUCUCGGAGGGGAUAUAGUAACUGGUCCUGUCCGUCCGUCUGUCCGUCCGGCUGAAACUUUGUCCGGAGCAAACUCCAAAUCUAUUUAAUGGAUUUACUUUAAACUUAGGAUAUAAACAAAUGGCAACUAGGAGAAGUGCAGUGACCAAGAACCAUAACUCUAUCUACCUUAGUUUUUGAAUUAUCUAUCCUUUUAUAUAACUUUAAAGUAAAUUUUUGUCCGGAGUAUAACUCAAAAUAUACUAAAGGGAUUUACUUGAGACUUGAAAUAUAAACAGAUGGCAACUAGGAGAAGUGCAGUGACCAAGAACCACAACUCUAUCUACCUUAGUUUUAGAAUUAUCUCCCCUUUUAUUUGAUUUUAAAGUAAAUUUUUGUCCGGAGCAUAACUCUAAAUCUACUAAAGAGAUUUACUUGAAACUUGAAAUAUAAACAAAUGGCAACGAGGAAAAGUGCAGUGACCAAGAACCACAACUCUAUCUACCAUUGUUUUUUAAUUAUCUUCCCUUUAAUACAAUUUUAAAGUAAAUUUUUGUCCGGAGCAGAACUCUAAAUCUACUGAACGGAUUUACUUGAAACUUGAAAUAUAAUUAGAUGGCAACUAGGAGAAGUGCAGUGACCAAGAACCAUAACUAUAUCUACCUUAGUUUUUUAAUUAUCUCCCCCUUUAUUUAAUUUUAACGUAAAUUUUUGUCCGGAGCAUAACUCUAAAUCUACUGAAGGGAUUUACUUGAAACUUGAAAUAUAAACAGAUGGCAAGUAGGAAAAAGUGCAGUGACUAAGAAGCAGAACUCUAUCUACCUUAAUUUUUGAAUUAUCUCCCCUUUUAUAUAACUUUAAAGUAAAUUUUGUCCGGAGCAUAACUCUAAAUCUACUAAAGGGAUUUACUUGAAACUUGAAAUAUAAACAUAUGGCAACUAGGAGAAGUGCAGUGACCAAGAACCAUUACUCUAUCUACCUUAGUUUUUGAAUUAUCUACCCUUUUAUAUAAUUUUAAAGUAAAUUUUUGUCCGGAUUUACUUGAAACUUCAAACGUAAACAGAUGGCAAGUAGGAGAAGUGCAGUGACUAAGAACCAUAACUCUAUCUACCUUAGUGUUUGAAUUAUAUUGCUUUAUUUAAUUUCAAAGUAAAUUUUUGUCCGGAGCAUAAUGAAUUAUCUCCCUUUAUUUGUUUUUACAAAUAUUAUUCUACGCUCUAAAACAAAUGUUGUCAUACAAGCAAACACAUUUCGGCGGGGAUUUGGCACUACUGUGACAAGCUCUUGUAAGUGUUUAAUUUGAGUUGCAAUGCUAUGAGGUCAAAUUUUAUUUAAACUUAUAUGUAUCAUGAAUAUUGCUGGGCCAAGUGUGAGGUUGAGUCCUCUACAACUGGUUAAAAACCCCAGUGCUUUGUAUUGACCUUUCCAAGGCGGUGACCCCAGCUUUAUUCUACUAUGUGUAUGUUGUUUCAUAUUGUGCCAAAAUGGUUUUCCAAGAAACACUAGAGGGAGGUAAACGUCCAUGCCGAAAGAAGAAAAGCUGGAUGGACAAUGUGAAACAGUAUACAUCAUUCUCCAUGCAUUAAUUGCUCUCAGCAGCACACAAAAUACCUCACUAGAUGAGGAUUUUUGUAUCGUCGUCACUUAUUUCCCUAAAACGAACAGACCGGCCAAGGAAAUCGUGAUGAAUUUUAUAAUGAUCUUCAUAUGCACAUGUUCAAAUCAUACCUCUGGGUGUCAAAAAUGGCCCCGGAAGUUGUUUUCCUUAUAAAGUUCCUUAUAUCG
Messenger RNA from Dreissena polymorpha, 3373 nucleotides. RefSeq lists its product as uncharacterized. The coding region runs from base 1 to 753 and encodes 250 amino acids. NCBI's taxonomy places the organism in Eukaryota, Metazoa, Mollusca, Bivalvia, Myida, Dreissenidae. The transcript is spliced from 5 exons. The record is from RefSeq and is a predicted model, not a curated record.